Messenger RNA from Anopheles funestus (African malaria mosquito), 2217 nucleotides. Its product is annotated as zinc transporter 2-like. Lineage: Eukaryota; Metazoa; Arthropoda; Insecta; Diptera; Culicidae. Gene Ontology annotation, cellular component: plasma membrane. Gene Ontology annotation, molecular function: zinc ion transmembrane transporter activity. The transcript has 6 exons. Bases 370 to 1983 code for a protein of 537 amino acids. Gene Ontology annotation, biological process: zinc ion transmembrane transport; response to zinc ion. The record is from RefSeq and is a predicted model, not a curated record.
CCCAACGCACCCGUUAUUGUCGUUCCGCAGUCAGCUGAGUGUGGUUCGUGCCAGUGAUUUGCGCCAUGCGUGUGAAACAAGUGCAAGUGAACAGUUGCAACAGAUCGGCAGAAUAAGCGGCCGUGGCCAAAAGCACACUCAACUGUUUAAGUUCUUCAAAAAUCAAAACCAAGCCGAGGGUGGGAAAAAUUAACACGUGUGAUAUCAGAUUCCACGCAGUGAUCAUGUGCAACCGUUGAUCGUGAAGGUCAUUUCGGUGUUCCGGUGUAUCUGGAUAACUUCCAAAACGGGAGGGAAAAAAGUAUCUCCCACAGCUCGUCUUAUCUUCUCCAAUAUAUCGUCACCAAUUUUCGCGUUCACCGUUUGACGAUGACCAGCUACAUUGAAGUGAGCAUACACUCGGAACCGGAAGAUGAUGAUCACGAUAUGACAGAUCUCGAGCUGCAGCAGUAUACCAGCCGGCAGCAUCUGCUGCAAAGCAUCACAAACCUUUCCAAUCCUGCCUGCCUGUUCACACCUGCGUCGUCUAAAUCGUCCACCGAAUCUUAUGGCAAGGCAGAGAAGCGAAAGCUUAUGUGGGCCACACUGUUUACGGUGGCGUUUAUGACGGCCGAGUUUGUCGGUGGUUACCUGUCCGGUAGCUUAGCGAUAAUGACGGAUGCUGCCCAUCUGCUUUCGGAUUGCAUUAGCUUCGUAAUAGCGAUCAUCUCGAUCUGGAUCUCGAACCGACCGGCGGAUGCACGGAUGUCUUUUGGCUAUCGACGUGUGGAGGUGCUCGGUGCAUUACUGUCCAUCUUCGGUAUCUGGGCACUGACGGCCGUGCUUGUGGUGAUGUCCGCAAAUCGAUUGAUUGAAGGUGACUACGAGAUUGAUGCUGACACAAUGAUCAUUGUGGCAAUAUUGGGCGUUGUAAUGAAUAUCGCGACGGCUUUUAUUCUGCAUGGAUCGUGCAGCGUUGUUGCGCACGGACACAGCCAUGGACAUGGCCACAGUCACGGGCACGGUCAUGCGCAUGGCCAUUCACACGGACACAGUCACAUUUCUCGACCGCGUUCGAAAACUCCUCAACUCACAAUACCCCGACUGUCACUGUCACGCUCUUGCUCGCCUUUACCGCGAAUGCUACGCACACAGUCCUGCGAUGAGAAAAAGUGCGAUAAGUUGGAGCAGCUCAUCAUUCCCAACUUUCCACCCAGUCCACAGACGGCUAGUCCACUGUCUUCCCAUCACAACAGUCGGCACAAUUCGUUCGCCCUGACGAGCGAUCAUAGCCAGCGACCGAACCUGGACACAAUACUCAACAACGCACGGUUAAAGCUACACAAGGAAAGCUUGCGCCAUCGGAUGAGCAUUGAUGCCUCACCGGAUCUUAUAAGUUCGAGCAAGCUGGCGUAUUCUCGCAUCAGCACCGAUCCGGAAUCGUCCACCCGUGGACAUAGCGAAGAUGAAGCGCACAGUGAACGAACGGAACAUUCCUCCUCGGAGCAUCAUGCUCAUUCCCACGAGCAUCAGUGUAGCGAAACGAGCCAAGAUGAUAGCAGCAAUCUGAAUGUCCGUGCCGCCAUUAUUCAUGUGAUCGGUGACUUCAUCCAAAGCAUCGGUGUGUUGGUAGCUGCAAUAGUUAUUAAAUUUGCGCCCCACUUGAAAGUGUUCGACCCAAUCUGUACGUUCGUGUUUUCCCUGAUCGUGCUGGUAACGACGGUACGGAUCUUCCGCGAUUCGAUGCGCAUACUUGUGGAUGCCGUACCGCUCGAUAUCUCGCUGGAACGACUCUCGUCAGAGCUGUCGUACAUUGAAGGUGUUAAAACGGUGCACGAUCUGCGUGUGUGGAGCGUUUCAACCGGCUGGAACGUAAUGACGGUGCAUCUCAUGAUCGAUCCGUUGGCGAACGCUUCGGAAAUUCUUGCCUCGGCAGACCACAUUGCGCGGAACGACUUUCGCAUCAAGCACAGUACGGUACAGAUCGAGAAGAUGCACUUUUGAGUGACGACGCUAGCGAUCGCCCUCCCCGUACGUAUACAAUUGUGAUUACACAGCCUCAGCCGUCCGUGAGAAGUGAUCUUUAAACAUUCCACAUGUAUGUCGCUGUGCUAGUUUUUAAAAGCAAGUCAACCAGUAACCGUUAAAUGUAAUACAACGAGAUUUAGGAUGUAACGUAGAAAAAGGAAGCGUUUAAAACUGUUAAAAUAAAAGCUCUUCUUUCAUACAAACAACAGC